Messenger RNA from Papaver somniferum (opium poppy), 3177 nucleotides. RefSeq names its product probable acyl-CoA dehydrogenase IBR3. The transcript is spliced from 17 exons. The record is from RefSeq and is a predicted model, not a curated record. NCBI's taxonomy places the organism in Eukaryota, Viridiplantae, Streptophyta, Magnoliopsida, Ranunculales, Papaveraceae. The coding region runs from base 440 to 2929 and encodes 829 amino acids. Gene Ontology annotation, molecular function: oxidoreductase activity, acting on the CH-CH group of donors; flavin adenine dinucleotide binding.
GUUUCCAUAAAAUCAAGCCUGGCAGAUCUGAAAUAUCAAAUCAAGAAGAAUCGUGAAGAAAUUGGGGAAUCAAGCACUGUUUUGGGCAAAAAUGAGGCCAUGCUAUUUGUUUCUAUCCAAAGAUUCCAAACGCUGGAGGGCCACCUAGAUACCGUCUGAUCACCUCUCGGCAACUUUGACGGGAUUAUCUGCCGUAGGUGUAGCAUUAUGACAGUGUGUGACACUGUCCUAUCUGUUAAAGAUAAAUGUCUCUUAAUUAUUUUCCCUCGAAAACUCAAACCAAUAAAUAGAAACAAACAAAAUUAUUUGUUUUGUUGGAUGAAUUUUUUGGGCUUCUCUUUCCCGAAUUUCCUUCUUUCUCUCUUCUAGUUUCACACUAAUUUUCGUGUCGACAUUAGGGAUUUCAUUUUGGGGGAGAAAACACACUAAAUUUUCUUCCAUGGCGAGUCGUACAUCUGAUCUUUUAGUUCAAUUUCAACCGGACGGCGAGUUGAAUCUUAAUUCUUUAGGUGAAUACGCUAAAGAACAUGUUCAUGGAUUUCCUUCUUCUCCAGUUAAAAUCGGUCUAAAACAAUUUGGAUAUGGUCAAUCGAAUCCAACUUAUCUAAUGGAAGUUAGUUCAACAGAAGGAGGAACAGAAGUUGUUAAAAAGAAAUAUGUUGUGCGAAAGAAACCUCCUGGGAAAUUGCUUCAAUCUGCUCAUGCUGUAGAAAGAGAAUUUCAGGUUCUGGAGGCAUUAGGUGUUCAUACACAAGUUCCUGUUCCGAAGGUGUUUUGUUUGUGUACAGAUUCGAGUGUAAUAGGAACUCCCUUCUAUAUUAUGGAGUAUUUGGAAGGACGGAUUUACUUGAAUCCCAAGCUACCAGGAGUAACCCCGGAGAAGAGAAAUGCUAUUUAUCAUGCAACUGCCAAAGCCUUAGCUUCUUUACACAGUGUUAAUGUGGACUUGAUUGGGUUAGGAAAGUUUGGCCGGAGGAAUGACUAUUGUAAGCGGCAGGUAGAGAGAUGGGGAAAACAGUAUAUGAUUUCAACUAGUGAAGGUAAACCUCCACGUGACCCAAAGAUGCUAGAAUUGGCUAGCUGGUUACAGCAACAUAUUCCUCUUGAAGACUCUACUGGAAGUCUAGUUCACGGUGACUUUCGUAUUGAUAAUUUAGUGUUCCAUCCUGUUGAGGAUAAAGUGAUAGGCAUACUUGAUUGGGAGUUAUCAACUCUUGGGAACCAAAUGUGUGAUGUUGCAUACAGCACUAUGCCUUACGUUAUGGAUGUAACAGAUGAUAACUCAGAAUCACCUGGUGGAUUCGAGACCACUGGGAUUCCUGAUGGGAUCCCUUCAUUAGCAGAAUUCCUGGCAGAGUACUGCUCUUUGACUGGAAAGCCAUGGCCAGCUGUGGACUGGAAGUUUUAUGUCGCCUUGUCCCUGUUCCGUGGUGCAUCUAUCUAUGCUGGGGUGUACAACAGAUGGAUUCUGGGUAAUGCUUCAGGAGGCAAGCGUGCCCAGGUUGCUGGGAAAUUAGGAACUAUUGUUAUAGAUUGUGCUUACACAUAUAUCCGCCGAAAAUCUGUGCUUCCAGAUCACCCUCCUCCUGGUCGUUUAUUUGCAGCAACUAAUCCGAAACAAUUUGCAACUGAGAGUGAAGGCCUUUCAAAAGACAGUGGGAAAUUUGUUCCCAGCCGAAAGAUUCUUGAAUUGAGAAACAAAUUACUGAAGUUCAUGGAAAAUCGCAUAUAUCCCAUGGAAAGUAAAUUCAGUGAACUUGCUCAGUCGAACAUGCGCUGGACUGUCCAUCCAGAGGAGGAGAACUUGAAAGAGCUGGCGAAAAGAGAAGGUCUAUGGAACUUGUGGAUACCUUUGGACAGUGCCGCUAGAGCAAAAAAACUGCUUUUUGAUAACGCAGAACGCACCCCUGGGAAUGGAAACAAUCUUUUUGGUGCCGGGCUUUCUAACCUCGAGUAUGGUUACCUUUGUGAGAUCAUGGGACGUUCUGUUUGGGCCCCGCAGGUGUUUAACUGUGGUGCACCCGAUACUGGAAACAUGGAGGUAUUGCUGCGUUAUGGAACUAAAGAACAACAACAAGAGUGGCUUAUUCCUUUGCUGGAGGGUAAAAUCCGCUCCGCAUUUGCGAUGACGGAACCACAAGUAGCAUCUUCUGAUGCCACCAACAUUGAGUGCUCAAUUUCAAGGCAAGGAGACUCGUACAUCAUAAACGGUACCAAGUGGUGGACAAGUGGAGCAAUGGAUCCUAGGUGCAGAUUACUAAUAGUUAUGGGAAAAACAGAUUUCAAUGCAGCUAAACAUAAACAACAGUCCAUGAUCUUAGUAGAUAUGAAAACUCCAGGAGUUCAUGUGAAGAGACCACUGAUGGUAUUUGGUUUUGAUGAUGCCCCUCACGGACAUGCGGAGUUAGUAUUUGAAAAUGUCCGAGUUCCAGCCAACAAUAUUCUGCUAGGGGAAGGUCGUGGAUUUGAAAUUGCUCAGGGUAGGUUGGGACCAGGAAGGCUUCACCAUUGUAUGAGGCUGAUAGGUGCCGCAGAACGAGGAAUGCAGAUAAUGGCCCAAAGGGCUCUUCAAAGGAGAGUGUUCGGGAAAUUGAUUGCAGAACAAGGUUCCUUCUUGUCUGAUAUGGCUAAGUGUCGAGUGGAGCUGGAGAAGACAAGAUUAUUAGUUUUGGAAGCAGCAGACCAGCUCGACCGGCUUGGAAAUAAAAAAGCCCGUGGAAUCCUUGCAAUGGCCAAGGUUGCAGCUCCCAAUAUGGCCCUCGAAGUACUUGAUAGGGCAAUACAAGUUCAUGGUGGUGCUGGUGUAUCAUCUGACACUGUUCUUGCUCACCUUUGGGUAACAGCUAGGACGUUGAGAAUUGCUGAUGGACCAGAUGAAGUUCACUUAGGCACCAUCGCCAAGUUAGAACUCCAACGGGCUAAGCUAUAGAUAAGUAGUCUCAAAAUUCUCGAAAAUGUAAUAAAACGCAUGACGAAAUAGAGAAAUAACCCAUGCAGAAUAAAAAAAUCAUGUACACAUUAAACCCCUAGUAUGUAUAAGAGACGCAUGUGCAACUGCUCUCUGGUAAGGGGAAUAAAUAUGAGCCGCAAUUUCUUACUUAAAAUAAGUUGGAUAACAGUAUUAUGUCCCAGUUGAUCAUCAUCAACGCUAGUUUUCUUUUCUUUUGGAAAACACUA